Messenger RNA from Homarus americanus (American lobster), 4131 nucleotides. RefSeq names its product E3 ubiquitin-protein ligase MARCHF8-like. Lineage: Eukaryota; Metazoa; Arthropoda; Malacostraca; Decapoda; Nephropidae. Gene Ontology annotation, cellular component: early endosome membrane; cytoplasm; late endosome membrane. Gene Ontology annotation, biological process: protein polyubiquitination; antigen processing and presentation of peptide antigen via MHC class II; immune response. The transcript has 7 exons. Gene Ontology annotation, molecular function: zinc ion binding; ubiquitin protein ligase activity; MHC protein binding. Bases 194 to 1642 code for a protein of 482 amino acids. The record is from RefSeq and is a predicted model, not a curated record.
GGCGCUGGUGUCGCGCGCGGGGCCCAGUGAUCAAUAGACAAGUGCUUCGGUGUGUGGUGUGGCGCGCGGUAUGUGUUGCUCUGGCUGUUCUCGGUCACCGUCGUGCGCCCGCUAGUUGUGGUGAGGGUGUGCUGGUGACCUUUAGUGAACCAGAAUGUGUGUGUGGUGAGGUGGUGAGGCCAGACGGCCGAGGAUGACCCUGUCGGAGCUGGGCGUGUGUGUCUCCUCCGCGUCCAACACCAAACGCACCGCGUCCGCCCUGCUGCCACCCGUCCACACUCAGGAGCUGUAUGAUGUGAGGAGGGUCCCAGCGCCACCCAUGGAGAGAUGCGCCUCAAACACCUCCACCUUCUCCUUCAGCCAGGACAUAUGCAGGAUCUGCCACUGCGAAGGGGAACAGGACUCGCCGCUCAUCGCUCCGUGUUACUGCUCCGGCUCCCUGCGUUACGUCCAUCAGUCAUGCCUCCAACAGUGGAUCAAGUCCUCCGACACCAAGUCCUGCGAGCUGUGCAAGUUCAACUUCAUCAUGCACUCCAAGAUCAAGCCUUUCAACAGGUGGGAGAAGUUGGACAUGUCAGGGAUGGAGAGACGGAAGAUCGCGUGCUCGGUGACCUUCCACGUGAUCGCCAUCACCUGUGUCGUGUGGUCCCUCUACGUGCUCAUACAGCGAACUACUGAGGAGGUGCAGGAAGGCACACUGGAAUGGCCGUUCUGGACUAAGCUGAUAGUGGUAGCAAUUGGGUUCACUGGAGGGCUUGUAUUCAUGUAUGUGCAAUGUAAAAUGUAUGUACAAUUGUGCAAGAGGUGGCGUGCCUUCAACAGGGUCAUCUAUGUCCAAAAUGCUCCGGAAAAGGUUCCCUUAAGUGAGCGUGACCGUGCGGAGUUGCAGCGUGAUGUGGCGCAGCAGUGUGGCGGCGGCUGCGGUGGAGGGAAGGACAACUGCAGCGAAUCUCAUGAGUCAGAGAAGUCACUCAUGGGUGUGUCCAUCAUCACAGGGGCAGCGACCCAUGAAUUAACUCCUACUACCACCAUCACCUCUUUUAAUACUAACACAUCUAUCACAACUACCACUGUCACUUCCACAAAUACCUCCAUUACAACCACCAGUCCCCCUGGUGCUGUAUGGACGGAGGCUCCCUCACCGCCCCUCGCUCCACAGCCCACCUUCACCACAGGUGUUUUGUCUGGGAUGCGACGCUCUAGAACUACGCCUCACCAGGCAUCAGCAUUUGUGUCUAAAGGACCACAGGACUCUAGGCCUGGAACUAGAGAUACUCGUCCAACAUUUGAGACCCCAUUUGUCUUUGAAGGAAGGUGUAACCAUGGUAGUAUGGAAGAGCUUUCUAGUCAAGCAUUGGCACAAAGUGAGAUGCAGCCUUUCAGAAAAUCAAGUUCUCAUAGUGUGUGCCUAGAGAAAGGUGUAGAUCGUGCUCUGGUUGGGGGUGGAAUGUCUCGUCAAGAUCCUUUUUUUGACAGCAACGGACAUAUUCGAGAUGCUCAUUCUUCAUCGAACUCUCGGAGAGGGGAAAUCCCAAGGGUGGAGCCUCGAAUGAUCCACACACCCAGUCUAAAUCUGCAAUGCAGGACUGAGAGUGGUGUAGACGCCCAUGAAGUGGAGACGCUACACCUUGAUAAUAUGUGAUACUCGACACUUGCCGUUGAACUUCUUUGAUAAAUGGUUUCUACUAGUAUUGAACAUCCAUGGUAUUAGACACUUCAUAUGCUCUUUUCUUAACCAAGCCAGACUGCAGUCAACAUUUUCUUCAUCCAAGAAUACAUUGAAAGUGAUGUGGAUUUGAUGACUAACUUUGGAAACUUUACCUAUUUAAUAUAAAAUAACAUGCACAUGGCAUGUCAUGGCUGGUCCCAUAAAAAAGUCAUGCAUCUGAGAAUUUCAUAAUUUUUCUAAUAACUCUUCAUUUGAAAUCAUAAACAAUCAUCGAAACUGUGUGAAAUUUUUUCAGUGUAGCAAAAUUUUGAAAUUAUACAUAGAAUAUAACCCAGAAAGUUAUGUUUAAUCAUUUACUGUGUUGAGCCAGUGUAUUAUCUGCAAAACAAAAAAAGUGGUUUUUAUAUUUGGAACUCCAUUCAAGCUGGCCCUUGAGUACAUUAUUAUACAUUACAAACUCAAGAAGUAAAAUAUAAAGCUAGGUUAAUGGAGAGGAUAUAGCUAAUGCAAAAACUUCACUGCUCAUGUACAAUCCAUUAAGACUAAUAAAAUUUGUGAUAUCGUUUCCCGAGAAGUCAUGAAUCUCUAUGUCAUGUUUUUUAAUAUGUCAUCUGUUCUCACCAUCAGUCUGUAUAAUUUUUUUAUGUAUAUCUUGUUGAGGCUCUUAUGACUACAUGGAGCUAUGAUCAAGAGUGAGAGUGUUCCAAUAACAGGGUUUGGUAAUCUUAUAAAAUACAAUUUUGAUAAGAAUAUUAACUUGGUAACCUAUGUAGAUAUAAAUGUUGGGCUUGAGUCAAUACUUCACUCCAUCCUCUACUUAGCAGGAUGAUCAAAUAUAAGAAACAGGAGCUGUUAACACAGCCACACCUUUAAGUAACCUCCUCUGACAUUCACACAGCAUCCAUUGAUAACUAUAAUGUCCAACUCCUAAACCUUUAUUGGCUGUAAACUUAACAUACUGUACACAUAUUUGAACUGAUAUAAUUGCCCAUUAAUUUACUACUAAAUGUCAUAAUUCCUAGUACGUUCAUAACAUUUUCCAGCUUACAUUAAUGCAAGUAGAUACAGUAUACAUAAUAAAAUUACAAUUACCUAUAUAAAGAUGCUAAAUCCUGUUGAUAGAUAUUCUCAACAAAGACAAUUCCUAAACAUGGUGGAUCAACAGGAAGGUCUGCACUUAUAUGCUGUCAUUAGAGAAUUGAAUCUGAACAGAACUCAAUUAUUUGUUCAAUUAUAUUUAAACUAUUAUAUUUACCAUAAUAGAUUGACCAUAGAAAACUGUGAAUGGAAUCUUAGCUACAACUCGGCACACUACUGAAAUGUCAGCAUAUAAGUAUAGCUCUCGUGACCUUCCUAAGUCUUCGUCAGACUCGCUACCAUGUGCUUGACUAGUUGUGAUAUUCCCAUUAUAGUAUACUGUAUAUAGUUUGUCACAAGGGAACUAAAAUUUUGUACUUUGAGAAGUAGAGAGAUGUAUUUAUUGUUUCUACAAAUGAUGUAUCCGCCCAAGCAGUGAGUGUGUUCUCUAUAUUAAUUGUUGUGUCACUGUGUCUGGCGAACACAGGGGUUGUGUCUUGGCUUGUGUUUCUGCAUGGGAGUGAAAGAAUCAUAGGACACAAAUAUCAUCUCACAUCACACAUGGCAUCUAACUAAUGACAGCUUACAAAAUCAUUUUGUGAAAUUCAUAUAUUAGAAGAGCAAUAAUGGCCGUUAUGUAUUCAUCGAUACUGACAGCUUUUUAAACAGCUGAAUAAACUUUGUAUAAUUUCAUUUCAUUUAUAUAAAUUAAUAAUUGAACAUUAACUUUACAUUCUACAGAUAUUUACAGUGGUAUGCUACAUGUUUGGUGCUCCAUCUGGCAAAGUAACAUGACCUAGUGAUUAAUAAUUGGUAUUACUACAGUAGACCAAUUGCUUUUUCUCUGAAUGUUUAAUUUUGUUGUAAAACAGUAGCUUUUCUAUUUAAAUUGUCAAACUGAAUACAGAUUUGGAAUAUCUUUCUCUCUAACUUUUUACAACAAAAUGCAAAUUAAGCAAACACAAGAAGACAUUUGAUAUUCACAAGUGUUGAUUAUGAUGGAUGAGUCUCUUGUGCAAUACUGAGGGAACUACCAGUUGAUAAUUUAUGUCCCUACACCUUUAUACAUUAUCAUAAACUCACCCCGUCUGUUAUAAAGAAGUGUCUUUGAGGCUUAUUGAACUGAUAUAGAAUUGUUUUAAUCUGCACUUAAUAGUGUAACAAACAGCAAAAGUCCCAAUUUACUGUACAGUAUUCAAACAUCAGGAAUUUGUACAGUAUACGGUAAGUAUACCGGUAAUUUUGAUACAAUAUCCGUAAUCUGAUAAAUGAUUAUACUGUAGUGAUAUUUCCGUUAGCCGGAACAAUUGGUGCAGAGCAGUUCCGGGUAACAAGCCAACUCUCUCAAAGCUGGAAAAAAAGCCCUCAUCCCUGGAAUUUUCCGG